AUGAACUUCCUCACGUCGAGCUCAAAUCUUUUUGGCUCAAAUGGAGAGCUGACAAGAGCACAGAAAGUACAUCGAGAAAACGAGCGCUCAAACCUGGCGACGAUCACGCGUUUGGUAAUCCGUUCGGUGUUGGAUCACUCGACGAAAGCUCUCAAUCGAAUUAUCGAGGGCGACAGCAGUCAACUCUCCGACUUUUUGAUUCUUUUGGAGAAGGUGCUCUUUCACGGAUUGAAAACAUCAGAUCAACGCUCACUUCUCUCAUUCCGAAGCCCGGACGCUGAUUUGUGGUUGGCGAUUGGGCGAUGCGUAAAAUUCGAGCAAUCACGCGCGAGAGUCGAUCCUGAAGAUCCGUCUUGUAGAGGAUAUGUUUGUGUCGAACAAUUGGAGUAUUUGAAGACCUCCAUCUCAAAGAUCCGAGCUCUUUUGCGGUUAUCGUUGAUGCAGAAACGGCUGGCCGAUCUCUUCCAAAUGAUCGUCAAUUCGAGCGUUUUGAGUGAGUGCUGGAACUCGUGGGCGAUUCUCCGAUCGUCCGAAGCCGAGCCGAUCAUCGGUUCACUCAUCGGACUCUCCGUGCUCAAUUGCAAUUUGCAUAUCGAUUUCGAGCAUUUACAGGAACAACCACUCGCCGUCGAUUUGUCUCAAUACAUCAAAAUCCCCACUGUGCCCACGGAGGGACACGAAGAGAAAUUUGAGAUUGACGAAGUGACGAAGAGAGAAAUGAAAACCCUUCUCGAUCAGAAUCAUUAUUUAGAAGAAAGGAAUCGAAUGCUAGAGGACAAAAUCCUCGGAAUGCGAGCGAAAAUCGAGAAUGAUUCGGUCUCGAGUCUCGAUAUGGAAUCUGUUUCAUUCCGGCGACUUUCCGCUGAAUCAGCUGAAAGAGAAGUGCAAUUGUGGAAAGAUCGAGAAAAAUUGUGGGAUGAAGAAAAGAAUCGGUUGAUGGGAACGGUGAGUGUAUUUGGA
Mesorhabditis belari is the source of this 960-nucleotide messenger RNA. The record is from the annotation of a GenBank genome assembly. Lineage: Eukaryota; Metazoa; Nematoda; Chromadorea; Rhabditida; Rhabditidae.